UGAAAACCUUUCAAACAAGAUUUUUUGUCUUCUCUACCACAUUGAUAUAAAAUGGUGAGGGCUAUGGCACCUGAACACUCUUUACUUACUCCUCUUAAUGGUGUACAGAAAGAUGUAUUGGAAGCCUCUGCAAAAAUGGUUGAUGUACAAAUGCAGGUGGAUAAUUCUUUCCCUGAGCUAAUUGAACGACUAAAAAUGGGUGGAGCAACUUUACCAACUGUCAGUGGCUUAAAUGAUCAAGACUAUCCUGGUGUUUCCGAAUUGAGUAUCAGUCUUCAUAAUUUGACUCAAUUAUCAACAGUGAAGAGAAUACCACUGCCUCCUGAACUUGUUGAACAGUUUAGCCUUAUGCAAAGCAACUGUCAAAUGGGCCUCUUUCCAGACAUUGGAAGGGCAUGGUUAACAAUUGACAGCAAUAUCUUCAUUUGGUCUUUUCAUGAUGGAAGUGACUUAGCAUAUCAUGAUGGCCUGAAUGAAACUAUAUUAUGCGUUGGUCUAGUAAAGCCUAAGAAAGAUAUAUUUGUAAACUCCAUCCGUUAUUUGCUGUGUUUAACUACUCCUGUAGAAAUUGUUGUAUUUGGGGUUGAAUUUUCAAGGCAAAAUAAAAAUUCGUCAAUAUAUGAAGAAAUACAUCUUAUGCCAGAACCUUUAUUUUCUUAUCCGACCGAUAAUGUUCACAUGUGCACUUUUCAAGGUACUGAUGAUGGACGCAUAUUCCUGGGUGGUAAAGAUGGUUCUAUAUAUGAGUUUUCUUAUCAAGCUCAGGACAGCUGGUUUAGUCGAAAAUGUCGAAAAAUUAAUCAUUCAAGCAGCUCUCUUUCAUUUUUGGUGCCUACAUUUUUAAGUUUAGCUUUUUCAGAAGAUGAUGCUAUUCUUCAAAUUGCAGUUGAUAACAGCAGGCAUAUACUUUAUGCUCGACUUGAAAAGGGAUCCAUACAGGUUUAUGAUCUUGGAAAAGAUGGAAAACAAAUGAGUAAAGUUCAUACGUUAUAUCAACACGCUAUUGUUCAACAAGCUUCUGAGGUUGCACGAACAAUUGAUAAGAAGAAUUUCUACCCUGUUGUUCACAUUAGUGCUGUGGAAGCUCAUGAGUCCAAACAUGUUCAUCUUGUUGCUGUUACUCAGUCAGGUGUUCGAUUAUACUUCACAACUAACGGAAGUUUUGGUGAUAGUAGACCAUACACAUUAGCUUUACUUCAUGUGAGGCUACCACCAGGUUUUACUGCAAAUGCUGCAGUUGCAAGACCAUCAAAUGUACACAUGGCAUAUUAUAAGAAAGGUUUCCUGUUAUUGGCUUCAUCUCAAGCGGAAGAUAAUGAUGUUAUUUUUGCUACAAGCAAUGAUUCUUUUGCUUUUUAUUCACAGCUAAUAGAAACUCAUACUACAAUGAUGUUAGAUGGCCAUGCUUGGGCCUUAGCUGAAGUUCCUAGCGAUAUACAGUUAAAGCAGAGCACCGCUAGCACUGAAAUGAUUUGUGAUCCUCCAGUGUUAGUUACACAACACAGGGAGCUACCAAGACAAUUUGUUUUUCUUUCUUCACAGGGUUUUGUGUUAAGAAAACCAAGACCUGUAGAUCAUCUUUACAAGCUGCUCCUUGAUAACAAAGGUGCUGAUAAUGAAGCUGUGAAGGCAUUUUUUAUGUUUGAUAAGGAUGCACAAGCAUGUGCCAUGUGUCUUAUCUUAGCAUGUUGCCAAAAUUUACAAGAAAAACAGAUUGCUGAAUGGGCCACUCAAGCAUUUUUCUUGUAUGGAGGAGAACCUCAACAUAACAUAAUGACAAUAGGCGAUUCUCCUUUAAGUCCAUCGGAAUCUCAAAUGACGUUUUCACGACCAAGCAGUCCUAUGCCACCAGUCUGGGUCAGCACUCCUCAGAACCAGCAACGUGUAGCGAAUUUUCCACAACCACAGUUUUCAAAUAUAUUUAGUCCUGUUCAGUCUGCAGCUACGCCACAACCUCAACAACAGUUGCCAAGUGGAGGCUUGGUGUCACAGCAGUUGUCAACUACUGGGGUUUCAUCACCUACUUCAGAAAUAUUGUAUUCUGGAAAACAUAAUGGUCUUUAUUUGUAUUUUUCCAGAAUAAUCCGACCGUUAUGGAACAUGAAAUUAGUUUCUGAGAAAACUUCUGUGUUUGAAGACUCCAAAGUUACAUUUCUUGUCAGCAAUGUCGAGCCCGAACCGCUUUCUAUAUUUCUUCAGGAAUUAUUGUCACUAAAGCAAUUUUUGCAGAAAAAUAAUCAAUCGUUCUUGACACCAGCUAUCUCUAACUUAGCAAAAAAUGUUGGCGCAACUCGACUGCUCUCCAAAAAUCUUCACAGUUCCUCAGUUGAUGUGGCAGCUAUUGCUUCUCCAUACCAAAGAAAAUCCCAAAAUGAUGCAGAAGUUCAAGAAAGAAUAUCAAUGUCAAAUUUCACUCAGCUGGUAAAUUAUACAUAUGAAAUGCUAGCUCUCUGGAAGUUAUUAUUAGAGCAUCCAUUCCAAUCUGCUGUCUCCUUUUUGCCACAGGAACAGCUGGAUCUUAUGAAGCUUCUAACGUUCAAAGAAUUUAUUAUUGAUGGGCGAGAGUUAUCUACUGCUUUGACGAAUUCAUUAAUUAAUUAUUACUUAGAAGAUAUUGCAAGCACUAGUGCAAUUAGCCAACGCUUACGAGAAUUGUGCCCGACCAUAUACAGAAUAGAAGAUGCUACUGUGUCACGAGCUCAUGAGAUUGUUCUCAAUGCCAAAAAUAUAGUGAAUAAAGCUGAAAAAGAAAAAGAAUUAAUUGAAGCUUUAAAACUGUGCAAAUCUAUUGCUCCUAAUGUUGAUCUGGGGUUGAUGUGCAACCUAUUUCGUGGUGCCGGAUUUUACAAUGGCAUUGUCGAUCUUUGUCUUUGCUGUGCUCAGAGGCGAGACCCUCAGGGAUUGGCUUUGCAUUAUUAUAAAAAUGGAGAACCUCAAGAUGACCAGCAAGGCAUGCAAGCAUUCAUUAAUCGCAUGAAGUGCUACAAGAAUGUUAUUGAAGCAAUUAAGGAUUUGAUGUUGCUUAGUAUGUCUCAUCCACAAUCACCUAGCAUUCCUAAAGUUCCGGGUCCUCCACCAUCCAGAGAUCCAAAUCUUCUAGCUCCUGAAGAAGCUAAAGUUUAUUCGGAAGAAAUUUUCAACAUGGCCUUAAAAACUGAUGAUGAACUGUUUCAUGUUGCCUUGUAUGAUUGGUUGAUUGAAAACAAUCAGACAGAUACCCUCCUAUUUAUUAAGUCACAUUUCUUGGAAGAUUACUUAAAGAGGUGUACUACACUUCGUCCAGAUAACUCCUAUAUAUUAGAUUUGUUAUGGAAAUAUUAUGAGAAGAACCAAAAUUUUUCUGCUGCAUCAAGAGUUUUAGCUAAAUUAGCUGAAAAACAUGGAGUUGAUAUGACUUUAGUUCAAAGGAUAGAAUAUUUAUCUCGAGCCAUUAUGUGUGUCAAAGGUUCAGAAAUGAGAAUUUCUGCCAGUGGUGAAGGAGAGUUUCUGCAUGAACUAGAGGAAAAAAUGGAAGUUGCUAGAAUACAAUUGCAGAUACUAGAAGCUGUUGAACAGAAGAAAAUGUGUUUAAAACAGAGGAAAGUACUAUCUCGUGCAGAUAACGCAAUUGAUGACGCUAUUGCAAGAUUGAACAACAACUUUCUGGAUAUUCAAAGAUUAUAUGAAGAUUUUGCUCUUGUAUUUGAUUUACCUGAAAGUCAGUUGGCCAUUGUACAGUGUGGAGGUCUUUAUGAUCCAGCUCUGAUAGACUCUUUGUGGAAAAAUAUCAUUGAUACAGAAGUUAUAGCUACACUUGGCAAUGAACCUGACACAAGAGUUAAACUUUUGCAACAGAAGUUAAUUUCAAUCAGUCAAGCUUAUAUUGGCUCAGACAAGUAUUUCCCAUUAGCUUUUAUUAUCAAAUACUUGGAACUGAAGACAUGUGCUCUAAAUUUCAAUCCUUGUUGGGUGUUUGAAACCAUAUUGUCUCUUGGAGUUUCUAUUGUAGAGCUGAUGAAAAUUUACCAUAACUUGUAUCGAAGUAAAGACUCAUGUUGGACAACAAGCGGAAAGCCUUUGCAUUUACUGUCGGUCUUAGUUUUGUUAAUUGGUCACUUUACAGAUAAUCCAACCUCUGUGCCUGUUAAUGAAAGGCGAACAUUUACAGCAUUUUGCCUGGAUGUGAUAUCUGGUUAUUUAGUAGAUCUACAAGCAAUGGAUACUUCAAUUGCAAAUGUUCCCAUUCUUAUGAGAGAAUUCAAAGCUGUUCAGCGCAAACUUGAAAGACUACCAUAGUGUAAAUAUAAUGAACUUAUAUACAAUCCAAUUGACAUGAAUGGCCAUAAUAUUUGAAAAUAGUGAUUGUUAACAAUAAAUAUGACCAUUG
Molecule: messenger RNA, 4366 nt
Organism: Uloborus diversus
Lineage: Eukaryota; Metazoa; Arthropoda; Arachnida; Araneae; Uloboridae
Gene: Nup154
Product: nuclear pore complex protein Nup155-like
Exons: 36
Coding region: 52-4275 (1407 amino acids)
Biological process (GO): protein localization to nuclear inner membrane; transcription-dependent tethering of RNA polymerase II gene DNA at nuclear periphery; protein import into nucleus
Cellular component (GO): nuclear pore; nuclear pore inner ring
Molecular function (GO): structural constituent of nuclear pore; protein binding
Source: RefSeq, a predicted model, not a curated record